AUGCGCACAUUCGCUCUCGUCACGGCGUUGGCCGCCACGGUCCUCGCCUCGCCUAUGCCUCAAGGAGUGACCUCCCAGAUCGCUCCAUCCUCCCCUGCUCCGGAAGGCUGCUCACCCUCGUUCAGCGGCAGCUUUCAGAUCACCGCCGUGAAUGUCUCCUCCGCGGCAAAGCGAGAUCUUCAAUCGCGACAACAAGACGGCGUCCUCACCCUGACUCUUGCCGAUUCCGUCCUGGUGGACCAGGCCGGUCGAACAGGAUACAUUGCGUCCAAUUAUCAGUUCCAGUUUGACUCCCCUCCCCAGGCGGGCGCCAUCUACACGAGCGGCUUCUCCGUCUGCUCGAAUUACAGCCUUGCCUUGGGUGGCUCUGCUAUUUGGUAUCAAUGUUUGAGCGGGAACUUCUACAACCUGUACGACCGAAACUGGGCGCCUCACUGUGUCCCGAUUUACCUUUACGCCCUUACGUCUUCGGCUCCCGCGACCACCACGGCUGUUCCCACGAUCGGUCAACAGACAGAUGGUCAACCGACCGCGACUUCUGUUGCCACUCAGCUCUCGGACGGGCAACCUCAGGCACCCACUGGAGCUCCCGCCACCCAGCUGAGCGACGGACAACCACAGGCACCCACUGGGGCUCCAGCUACCCAGAUAAGCGACGGACAACCACAGGCACCGACUGGAGCUCCGGCCACCCAGCUGAGCGAUGGACAACCACAGGCACCCACUGGAGCCGCCGCCACCCAGCUGAGCGACGGACAACCACAGGCACCGACUGGCGCUCCGGCCACCCAGCUGAGCGAUGGACAGUGA
Cladophialophora carrionii CBS 160.54 is the source of this 810-nucleotide messenger RNA. RefSeq lists its product as uncharacterized. The transcript has 7 exons. Gene Ontology annotation, molecular function: structural constituent of cell wall. Gene Ontology annotation, cellular component: fungal-type cell wall. NCBI's taxonomy places the organism in Eukaryota, Fungi, Ascomycota, Eurotiomycetes, Chaetothyriales, Herpotrichiellaceae. The record is from RefSeq and is a predicted model, not a curated record. Bases 1 to 810 code for a protein of 269 amino acids. Gene Ontology annotation, biological process: fungal-type cell wall organization.